ACCACUCUCCCCACUCGUCCUGGUCCAUCCAAGCUCGGCCAAGCAAUCAAGGUCGGCCUUAACACCUUCCAUGUUGAGAGCUUUCCCGAUAAGCCCGUCUACCAAUUCGAUGUCACCAUCGGCAAGGGUGACGAGAAGCGCGGCGCCAUCGCGGUGGUCUGGAAGUCAAAGGCCGUUCAGGCUGCUGUCGGUCCGAAGGCCAUCUUCGAUGGUAACAAGCUCAUGUGGAGCGAUCGCCCGAUCGACCGCGAGAUUCGCCUAACUGUCAACAUGAGCGAGGAGGACGGUCGGCCACCCGGUAAAGACCCCAACAAGAACAUCUUCCGUGUUGUCAUCCGUCAGACCAACACCGUGCGUUUCGACACUCUGAAGGCUCACCUUCAAGGCAAGGCUUCUUUCGACAACGGCUGUCUUGAGGCUAUCAACUUCUUUGAUCAUCUUCUCCGCCACUACCCGCGUCUGAAGUACACUCCAGUGAAGCGUGCCUUCUUCGCCAAGGGUGAGAGCCGUUACGAUCUCGGCAGUGGUGUCGAGGCCUUCAAGGGUGUAUACCAGUCUCUUCGCCUGGUCCAUCCCGGCCGCCUGUCCAUCAACUUGGAUGUCGCCAAUGGCACCUUCUGGACCUCAUUAGCCCUCACUCUAGCAGCCGUGAAGGUUACUGGAGCACGCGAUAUCGCUGACCUGUCCGCUAUGCUGUCGCGGGGUGGGCAGAGCAGUCGCGGUGCUCAGGCGCUCAAGAAGCUUCGCAAGAUCCAUGUCGAAGCCAAGCACCGCAACAGCACUGAGCCUGAUCAUUACUGCAUCGAGCGCUUCGAGUUCAAGGGCGCCCGCAACACGACCUUCGAUAAGGAGGAUGGCACGAAGAUUUCCGUGUACGACUUCUUUGCCAAGACGUACAACAUCCGCCUCCAGUACCCAGACUUGCCGCUUGUCAAGGCUACGAAGGGCAAGAACACGUACCUUCCCAUGGAGUGUCUCGUCAUCAAGGAGAACCAGCGUUACAAUUUCAAGAUGGACGAGCGUCAAACCUCGAACAUGAUCAAGUUUGCCGUCACCGCUCCACCUGAGCGCUGGACCGCCAUCGAGCACGGUCUGAAGAUGCUGUCGUGGUCUGAGGACCCGUAUCUCCAGAAGUAUGGCGUCAAGGUCAACCCCAAGAAGACCGUCGCCGACUCCCGCCUUCUGACCGCUCCUAAAGUCAAGUACGCCGCUGGAGACGCUAACCCCGGUACCUCCGGUCGCUGGGACUUGAAGGCGAAGAAGUUCCUUCAGUCAAACCCUCUGCCCCUCAAGUCAUGGGCUGUCUGUGUGAUCUCCGGUCGUCGUGGUGGCAAGCCAGACAAGGCUGUUAUCGAGAAGUGGAUCUCCGAGUUCUGCAAGGGCUACAUUGGCCUUGGUGGCAAGGUUGAGAACAAGAAUCCCGCAAUGUCGCUCGCCUCGGGUGACGACGCGGCCAACUGGGUCACUGCCGCUUGGAACGCCGCCGGCACUCAAUCCAGCGCUCGCCCUCAGAUGCUCAUGUUCAUUCUUCCCGACAAGGACUCGGUCACCUACGGCAAGAUCAAGCGCUCUUGCGAGUGCCGCUACGGCGUCGUUUCUCAGUGCGUGCAGUACGCUCAUGCCCAGAAGGCUCAACUUCAGUACAUUGCCAACGUGUGCAUGAAGUUCAACGCCAAGCUCGGUGGAGCUACUUGCCGCGCAAUGGGCAAGACCUCUUCCGGUCCCACUGGUCUCUUCACCAGCCCGACUAUGGUCAUCGGCGCCGAUGUUUCUCACUCUGCUCCCGGUGUGGACGCCCCAUCCAUGGCUGCAUUGACAGUUUCGACCGACAAGCUCGCCACUCGGUACGCUGCUGCCUGCCAGGCCAACGGCUACCGUGUAGAGAUGAUCGCUACAGAGGUGAUCAACCAAGAAUUGAAGCCCAUGGUUCAGCACUGGAUGGCGAACGUCGGCAACGGCAAGCUUCCUCAGACUGUGUACUAUCUUCGCGAUGGUGUGUCUGAGGGCCAGUACCAGCAAGUCCUUCAGUAUGAGGUGGCCGAUAUGAAGGCUCUCUUCAAGAUGGCUGACCCGAACAACAACACGAAGUUCGUCGUCAUCGUUGGCUCGAAGCGCCACCACGUUCGCUUCUUCCCUGAGCGCGGCGACAAGCAUGGAAACGCGAUGCCUGGUACUCUGGUCGAGAGCGGUAUCACCAACCCCAUCGAGAAUGACUUCUACCUCUGCGGUCAUCACGCUCUGAAGGGUACAGCUCGCCCCGUCCACUACUACGUUCUGAUGAACGAGGCCGGUGUGUCCAACGACUUCCUUCACACCAUGCUGUACGAGCAUGUUUAUCAGUACGCUCGUGCUACCACUCCGGUCUCCAUUCACCCGGCGAUCUACUACGCCCACUUGGCGUCCAACCGCGCUGUGCCUCACGAGGCU
Zymoseptoria tritici IPO323 is the source of this 2427-nucleotide messenger RNA. RefSeq lists its product as uncharacterized. Gene Ontology annotation, molecular function: protein binding; RNA binding. NCBI's taxonomy places the organism in Eukaryota, Fungi, Ascomycota, Dothideomycetes, Mycosphaerellales, Mycosphaerellaceae. The annotation marks the transcript as partial. The transcript has a single exon. The record is from RefSeq and is a predicted model, not a curated record.